Bactrocera neohumeralis is the source of this 3200-nucleotide messenger RNA. RefSeq names its product odorant receptor 7a-like. Gene Ontology annotation, cellular component: plasma membrane. Bases 1560 to 2732 code for a protein of 390 amino acids. The transcript has 3 exons. The record is from RefSeq and is a predicted model, not a curated record. Gene Ontology annotation, biological process: sensory perception of smell; detection of chemical stimulus involved in sensory perception of smell. NCBI's taxonomy places the organism in Eukaryota, Metazoa, Arthropoda, Insecta, Diptera, Tephritidae. Gene Ontology annotation, molecular function: olfactory receptor activity; odorant binding.
ACUACAUGCAAUUGUUCUUUUUCGUACCUUAAUUAUACAUGCCAAGGAAACUAACGAGAUCAUAGACAGCGAACUUCCUCAAUAAGCCAGUCGAAGACGUCUAAUGAUUGAAACCGAAUGUCGAAGCCAUUAGAACUUCUACAAGAUCAACGUGGGUAACCACAGGUAAUAUUCUACUCAAUCGGAACUAUAUUUUCAAUCUUGCACAACCACGGGCCGCUAUUGUUGUCGUUUCCUCAGCCGAAUACUAAAAAUCAGCGACAAUGGGUAGCGCCUCGCAAAGCAGUACUGUGUAGUAUACACAAGCGAAUUUGUAUGCAGCUUAAAAAAAGAUUUCCACAAGCGGUCAUUACACUUUAUGAAUCCUCCAGCUGGGGGAUGAAGAAGUAUUGUGGGCGUUCACGUCAUAAUUUUUAAUUUCAAUCAAUCGCAAAUCAACGCAAUUAUUUAUGCAUUUGGUUACAAAUUAAGUAAUAGAGAAUAAAUAAUUAGCUACAGGGUUCACCAAGAGAUAGCGAUGGGAUUGUAAUUCCUAUAAAAUCUGCAAAAAAAAAACACUACAGAAAGGAAAAUUUCUAGUAAAACUACUUGUAGUAGUAAGCUGAUGGUUCACUGACCUAAACCAGUUCUCGAAGGCGGUACUACAGUUAUAUAACUUUUUCACUUCUGAAUUGUGCGAAUGAAUGUUUUUCUCAAUACUUGUGCAUAACGAAAAUAUUAAAAGUUUGAUUUAUAAAUAAAUAAAAGUUGAUUCGAUAAAGUUUAUCGUCUGAGCUUUGUAAUAAAAUUUAAUUUUUAAUUAAAUAUUCAAAGUGCUAAAAGCUAGACGCAGCUACACUGAAAAAAUUUAAUGACACUACUUAAAAAGCAGCCAAAAUAUGAGCACGUAGAACGUGAGUUAAAAAAUGUUCCUGGUAAGCCUAAACCGUGCUAUACAAAAAAAUGUGGAAUGAGUUUGGGACCUGCCAACUGCGACGCAUCAGUUAAGAGCUGUGUUCUUUUAACAGAAAUGCUUUCGUCAUGAUCAAUCCCUUUGUCUGAAGGACAUAGCGAAUGACAAAAGACAAAAAUCUAAGGCUAUACAAAUUUUUACCACGAAUGAGUAUGAACAAAAUUAGCAAGGUCCGGAAUCGAAGUCGACCGUGUCAAAUCUCCGCCGCGUUAAGCAAUUCAUUACCUGUACCUUUUCAAAUAUGAGGCAAAAUUUCAUAUUUAUGCAAAUAUUUCUCAUUGUGCAUCACCUCUCACCAACUAUCUGCCGUUCUCUAUGCUCCCACACCCUUUACAUAAACUUGAAAACUUUUGAAGUUACUACUAAUUUAUUCUAGAAGAUAUUUCAUUAGUAAUGAUGUGCAUUUGCUAUAAAUAGUUUGCAUUCAAAGGUCCGGUUAUCCUUUCAAAUUUAAGAAUUCGCCAAAAAUUAUGGCCAACGCACCAUCCAGUACUGUCCAGUUGGAAGCAGGCAUUACAGCGCUACGCCGAGCAGGCAAGUAAUAACAUAUCACAGUUUUAUGCAGUCUUUUAACUAGCAUUUAUUGCACAAAUCUUCAGCAGAGACGAUGGAUAAGCCAGCAGUACGCACCGUACAAGCAACCAAAUAUCUUUUCAAAGGUUUUCGCGUGCUGGGCAUUUACAUGCCUGAACGUCGUAAAUGGCUUUACUUACUAUACUCACUCAUACCGAAUACUCUGGUCACUAUUUGGUUGCCGCUAUCAUUCGUCUUCAGUUAUGCUACCAUGUCCAGUGAAGAUUUGGUGCCAAGCAGCUUGCUCACGUCCAUUCAAGUGGCCAUAAACGUGAUUGGUUGUUCGGUAAAAAUAGUGGUCAUGGCUUUUCUGCUGCCAAAAUUGCGCACCGCAAACGUUUAUAUGGAUCGUUUGGAUGCGCGCUGUUGCGUUGAAGAAGAAAUCGCUGAGCUGCGAAAAAUUGUACAACAGGGUAAUCGUUUCGUUGUACUCUUCGCCAUGUCAUACUGGAGUUAUGCGUCGAGCACGUUCCUCGGCUCGGUAAUUUUUGGACGACCGCCUUAUGCUUUGUACAAUCCCAUUAUUGACUGGCGCAAGUCAAAGCUGGCGUUCAUAACAGCAUCGCUCAUGGAAUUCGCACUCAUGGAUGUCGCCUGCUUUCAACAGGUUGUAGACGACUCUUAUGCCGUAAUUUAUGUAUGCAUACUGCGUACGCAUAUGCGUAUUUUGUUGAUGCGCCUCAAAAGGUUGGCCACCAGUGCCGAAACGAUUUUGGAGGAAAAUUUGGAAGAAUUGAAGCUUUGUAUAAUUGAUCAUAAGAACCUGUUAGGGCUCUACGACGUUGUUGCGCCCAUAAUUUCCGUUACAAUCUUUAUACAAUUCAUGAUCACCGCUAGCAUACUGAGCGCCACGCUCAUCAACAUCUUCAUAUUCGCCGAUCAGCUGUCGGCGCAAAUCGCAUGCUGUUUCUACAUACUGGCGGUAGUUGUUGAGAUAUUUCCGCUAUGCUACUAUGCGCAGUGUCUCAUGGACGACAGCGAACGCCUGUCGCAACAGAUAUUUCACUCCAAUUGGAUUGCACAGGAUGUACGCUUUAGAAAAAUGCUGGUUUUCUUUAUGCAGCGCACGCAGCGUGUUAUGGAACUCAAUGCGGGCAAAAUAUUCCCAAUAACGCUGGGCAGUUUUCUUAAUAUCGCAAAGUUCUCUUUCUCAUUGUACACGCUGAUCAAGAAAAUGGGCAUAAGAGAGCGAUUGGGACUGGAGUAAAGCCGCCAAAGUAUUAAUUGUUGUAUGUAUAAUUUUAAAAACAACAAAUAAAAAUACUUUUAUUUAUCUAAUAUUAUUAUAGUUCGGCAUUUCGUCUUUCGCUGUGGGGUUUUAUAAUUUUUCAGGGCACUUUAGCAUUUAAAACCAGAAAACUCAUUACAGAUUGAAGCUAGAUUUUCAAAGCCUCCGGGUAUACAUAUAUUGCCAAACAGUGUUAACCAUUAAUAAAAGCAAAAUAUAGCCUUUUAACCCUUUUUACAAACAGCAACCAAAAUAACUAUGCCCGUCCAAUGUUAAAUGGUGUAAAAAAUGGUGGACAUGUGUAGGGAGAGCAGAAGGCGAGUGGGUAGCAAAUAAUGUAAAAAAAAAACAAAUAGUUUUUAGAGAAAAAGCGAUAUUUUUUGUAUAUAUCUACUAUAAAGUAAAAAAAAAAUAUUUAAAAUUCUAAUUAGCAGACGAUUUGAGCAA